GCCGUGAAUCUUGUGUCAGUUCCCUUCCGCUUUCUGCAUGCUGGCUUCCCUGCGCAGCGAACGGAAAGCAAGAUGGUGGGCAAGUAUCGAGGCAAGGUGUUGGUGCCCUACGCGAAGCGGCGUGAGCUCGAAGAGAGGGAGGAGAUGAGGCUCAGCGACAACUGGCCAGAAGACACCCCCAUGGAGCUCAUUGACGACAUCAAGGUGCGGUACCUCUUGGGCGCCAAUGGCCUGAGACUCAAGGAGAUGCCGCUGGUGGUGCGCCAUUGCCGGGAGUUCGUUGAGGUGGCGCUGCAGCAGAACGGCAUGGCGGUGGGCUACGCUGGCCGCGAGCUGAAGGCGGACCGGGAGCUCGUGGAGCUGGCACUGCGGCAGACCGGGGAGGCCCUGCAGCUCCUGGAAGACUUCUGGGACGAAGAGGAGGUGGUGCUGUGCGCGGUGCAGAGCUCCGGGUGCUCUCUGCGCUUCGCCUCCGAAGCACUCCGCCGGAACCCGGACCUCUGCCUGGAGGCGGUGCGCCAGGACUGGCAAGCCAUGGAGUACUGCGAUCCAGUACUACACUCCGACUGGGACUUCAUGACUGAGGCCAUCCGGUCCAGUUGGCGCUGCCUCUCUUUUGCGCACCCCGACAUCUGCAACGACAAGGAGGUGGUGCGACUUGCGCUGAGGCAGAGCUGGCUGGCUAUGGCGCAGGCCUCGGCCAACGUGCGGGCUCAGCGGGACCUGGUGGCGGAAAUCCUGCAGCAGGGCGCCUGGCAGGCGUUGCUCCAUGCCGACCCAUCGCUUCAAGACGACCGGGGCCUGGUGGAAUCGGCGCUGAAGCACAGCGGCCUCGCGCUGAGCUGCGCGUCGACGCGCCUCCAGGACGAUGAAGAGCUGGUGGUCCUGGCAAUCACAAAGGAGGCCAUGGCGUUGGAGCAUGCCUCGGAACGUUUGAGAGACCGGGAGGACCUGGUCUUCCCGGCGGUGCAGGCGGACCGCCGCGCCCUAUCCUACGCCACCGAACGCCUCAGAGGGAACUUCGACUUUGUCAUGCGCUGUGUGGAGUGCGACGGGAUGGUCUCGGAGUUCGCCUCCGACGAGCUCCGUGCCAACGAGGAGAUCAUGACUGCAGCAGUCAAACAAGACUGGCGUGCAGUGAACUUUGCCCCACCCAGCUUGCAAAGCAAGCUGACCUAGACUUGAGCUUUCGCUGCCGCGGAUCAGAAUGAACCGAACGCCAGCGAAAGAUGUUCAGGGUUUAAGGCC
This is a messenger RNA of Effrenium voratum, 1248 nucleotides long. The record is from the annotation of a GenBank genome assembly. Lineage: Eukaryota; Dinophyceae; Suessiales; Symbiodiniaceae.